AUGUGUUUGAUUGAAACGCGGCAGCAUAAACGGGAUUGUAUACAAAUUGCCGAUGACAAAGAAUUCCCUUUGAAGCUUAGGGGAAAAAUAACGGACAAGGAAUUUUUUCAAGCCACUACAUGGUCAAAGACACAAUUUCUAACAGAGGUUUCAAAUAAUCACUUUUUUGGUUUUAUGAAAUGCCUUAAGGAGUUAUAUUCGGACUUGGAAUUGGAAUUUUUUUAUUUACCGCCUACAAGUAUGUGCAUAG
Messenger RNA from Acaulospora morrowiae, 250 nucleotides. NCBI's taxonomy places the organism in Eukaryota, Fungi, Glomeromycota, Glomeromycetes, Diversisporales, Acaulosporaceae. The record is from the annotation of a GenBank genome assembly.